UGGUUGUGGCAGUUGCCUUGUCCUCUUCUAGGUGAAUUUUAUUUUGUCACUAACCAGUUCAAUUAAUGGGGUUAGUGAUUGACUGGAUUGAGUCAAUUGACUUCAGUGAACCCAGUAAAGUAGAGCCUUGUUUAUGUUGUGUGGUUUUGUUAGAGAAUUUCUUCCACUGGGAUUUUAAACACAUCUAACCAGAGUUUGUGCCAUGGCUCUCCAAUUUUCCACUUGUGUGCGAAGAUUUUCUAAAUCUGCUGCCUUUUCUGCAGCCAUAAACAAUGUUACAGUCAUUGGAGGAGGGCUUAUGGGAUCUGGUAUUGCACAGGUGGCAGCACAGGCCGGCAACAAAGUAACCCUAGUAGAGGUAAAUGAUGCUGCCUUGCAGAAGGCCACGAGUGGUAUCGAAAACAGCCUCAAGAGGGUUGCUAAAAAGAUCUACAAAGAAAAACCAGCAGAAGCAGAAAACUUUAUCAAGGAUAUAACAAGUAGGAUUACAUACACCAAGGACUUGCCUGCUUCUGUCAAACAGAGUGAUCUUGUGUUAGAAGCUAUUGUUGAAAAAAUGGCAGUCAAACAUGAACUCUUCUCGAAAAUUGAUCCGAUUGCUCCAGAAAGUACAAUAUUUGCUUCAAACACGUCAUCUUUGUCUAUUGGGGAAAUAGCUUCUGUGACUAAACGGAAAGACAGGUUUGCUGGACUGCAUUUCUUCAACCCUGUUCCGGUCAUGAAACUACUGGAGGUGAUCAGGAUCCCAGAAACAUCAGAUGAGACCUAUACGAAGCUGAUGGAGUGGGGGAAGCAGAUAGGCAAGGUGACAAUAACGUGCAAGGACACUCCAGGAUUUGUUGUCAACCGUCUACUGGUUCCGCUCAUGUGUGAAGCUGUCAGGAUGAUGGAAAGAGGGGAUGCUUCUGCCAGAGAUAUUGAUAUCGCCAUGAAGCUAGGUGCUGGCCACCCAAUGGGACCAUUCGAACUGGCCGACUAUGUGGGACACGACACAACAAACUCUAUAGUUACUGGUGAGAAUAAUCAAAAUAUUUUAAAGAGCUCUUCAACAGUGGACUGUAAAUACUCUUGUCCAUUUUUCAUAGUCGAUUAUAGCUAUAUUUUAUCAUUCAUUGGUUGGGUUGGAUAACGCACUCCAUUUUUA
Homalodisca vitripennis (glassy-winged sharpshooter) is the source of this 1144-nucleotide messenger RNA. RefSeq names its product hydroxyacyl-coenzyme A dehydrogenase, mitochondrial-like. The coding region runs from base 203 to 1129 and encodes 308 amino acids. Gene Ontology annotation, molecular function: (3S)-3-hydroxyacyl-CoA dehydrogenase (NAD+) activity; NAD+ binding. The transcript has 7 exons. Lineage: Eukaryota; Metazoa; Arthropoda; Insecta; Hemiptera; Cicadellidae. Gene Ontology annotation, cellular component: mitochondrion. The record is from RefSeq and is a predicted model, not a curated record. Gene Ontology annotation, biological process: fatty acid beta-oxidation.